AUGGUCCUUCAUCAGAGCCUCUUUACUCUGGCUACGGGUUUGACCCUGGCUGCUGGUUGUGUUGCCCUUCCUCCACCUCCACCUCCACCUGGCGCUUCUGGGGCACCUUGUCCGCCGUUGCCACCUGCUGCUAUCGGACAAGGCAAGAUUGAGGGUUUUCGUGAUGAGCAUUGUAACGGUGUUUAUCUGGGUGUGCCUUUUGCUGCAUCCACUGGUGGACGGAACCGAUGGAAGGCUCCUCAGGAUCUUCUCAAGUCUGACCGACCUUUCAAGGCCAAGGCCUAUGGAGCUACCUGUCCUCAGGCUGGUGGCGAUGCCUUCACUCGUCAGGAUGAGGAUUGUCUGAACCUCAACAUCUGGGCUCCCAAGAAUGGAAAAGAUCUUCCUGUCUUCGUGUACAUGUACGGUGGUGCCAUGGUCACUGGAUCCUCCAGCAACCCUCAAAUCCAAGGCACAAACUUUGCCAAGAACGGCGUUGUCUACGUCAACUUCAACACCCGAGAGAGCAUCUACGCUUCUCCCCACUCUUCCGAGUUGAAGGAGUCCAACCCCAACGACACCCAGAACUUUAGCAUUCUCGAUGUUGAGAAGGCUCUUGACUGGGUCCACAAGAACAUCAAGGCCUUCGGUGGUAACCCUAACCACAUCGUCUUCGGAGGUCACUCCUCCGGUGGUGUUCAGGUCGACCACUACCUCUGGAACCACCCCGAUACCUUCCUCAAGGGUGCUGUCGAGAUGAGCGCCAACGCGGUCUCAGGCCCUGCUUACGCUCCCGUUGAUGAGGCCCUCAACGCUGUCGCUGAGGAGGUUGGUUGCCCCAAAGCUGGCAACGCUCAGCUCGAGUGUCUUCGUGACGUCAACAUCAAUGAGAUCGCCACCAAGAACUUCAACUCCACCUUCAACACCUGGUUCACCCCCGUCAUUGACGACAUCACCCGUUUCUCCGACUACCCCACCCGCCUUUCCUCCGGCGGUUACGCUUCUCAGGUUCCUCUUCUCACUGGUACUUCCAACGGCGAGGGCACCAUCUUCAGCCUCGUCUACGGCGCUGAGAACAGUGACUUUAGCUCUUGGAUCAACACUUUCGAUGCUGAUAGUGCUCAUAUUCCUGACGCUGAUCUCAUUUCUGCUUACGACCCUGCCGAUUUCGCCAGCGAGUCUCUCCGCAGCGGAGCUCAGUAUGGUGAUGCCCGCUUCAACUGCCCUGUCGAUUACCUCCUCGAUCUCCGCAGCGAGUCCCAAAAGACCUGGGUCUACCGCUUCUUCGGUGCUUACGACAACGUCGUCGGACCUCCCAACACCGCCCCCACCCACGGCACCGAAGUCCCCUUCUUCCACGGCGGCAACGAGUGUUUCUCCGAACUCCAGGGCGUGACCACCGCUCAGCAGAAGCUCGCGGACUCCAUCCACAAGUGGUUCGUCGCCUGGAUCAAGAACCCCGCCGCCGGUCCUGGCUGGAAUACCGUUGAGAAGAGUGGCGAGUUGGUCAAGCUUGGAGUUCCUGGUGAUGAGCUUACUCUUGAGAAGGCUACGCGGGGUGACUUUAAUGGUGUUUGCCAGGCUGUGUACAAGCCUAAUAUGGCCAAGUACCCUGUUGUGCAGUCUGUUUCCAAGAUUGCUGCUGAGCUUUUGGCUUAA
Messenger RNA from Fusarium coffeatum, 1638 nucleotides. RefSeq lists its product as uncharacterized. Lineage: Eukaryota; Fungi; Ascomycota; Sordariomycetes; Hypocreales; Nectriaceae. The transcript is spliced from 2 exons. The coding region runs from base 1 to 1638 and encodes 545 amino acids. The record is from RefSeq and is a predicted model, not a curated record.